AUGAUUCCCGAUGGUGGCCACCAUAGUAGACCAAUGGCUGCCUCGAGUUUCAGCAGCAAUACGUCCUUUUUUCAAGCCGCUCCUGAACCUCACCCAAUGGGAAUGAUUUCCCCCGAGAUCGUAUCUUCCUUCAACACAAGCCCAACGAAUGCAGGGGCCGAGUACAGUCAUCCCAUGGGUCAUUUCGACGCCUACCUGCCUGGGGACUUCAAUUUCAUGCCCUCCAAUUCAGCUCCACGAAUCGUGGGUAUGGUGGAAGGCGGCGUCGACUGGCUCAACCUGGAGUUUGAUUCGCCCAACAACGCUGAUCUCCAAGCUCAGUAUCAGACGGGCGGUUUGCAAGCCGCUUAUCCUAACCCGCACAUGUCUACAGCGGUAGCAGAGGCCUUGUAUAACAGGAACCAGCAAGCAAUACCUGCGCAGUUGAUGCCAAUACGAAAUCAGGACUCAGAACGCAAGGCUCCUAAGUCCUCCGAAGUGCAGACCGCUCAGCAAUGGCCCUUUGAUCACACACGGAACCCCGAGAGCCAAAAAUGUCGGCUGCCGCCACUACGAGAUAUCCUGCACGGUACUGUACUGUCGAAUGAACCCGAUAAUGGUGUGAUAAUCAAAAGCCUGAUACAACUGAUGUCUUCGCCUUAUUUACCCGAGAUGGAUCUGUCUCUCGACGUGAGCAUGAUGUCUGCCUUGGAUCUUUUGAAGAAUUCCUUGGAACUCUACUUCUCCGAGUUCCAUGCCGUCCUACCUCUUGUACAUAUCCCUACGUUCCAGCUGACCAAAGUUCCGACUGUCACUCUUGCGGCCAUGGCUUGCAUUGGAGCGAUGUAUUCCGAUGAUCAACAAGGGACAGAGCAAUCGUGGUCACUGAGUGAAAUAUGUAUCCAAAUGAUUGCAUAUCUAGGAAACGGUGAUAGCACGAACUUCUACAACUCACCAUAUCUGAUAGCAAAUUGCCUCCACCAGAUCUACUCUCUAGGCUCGGGUAACCGUCGGCUCUAUCAGAAUGCAGAUUGUUCCCGGGGCAUAUUGAUUGGCUGUCUUCGCGGCAUGGGCUUACUCCAGCCGCGAGUGAGCACUGAACUUGAGCGAGAGGACCUCAAAAACACAAUAUCGAACGAAAAUGUGGCCGUCGAGUGGCUGCGAUGGAAGGACCAGGAGCAGGAGAAACGUAUUGCUUGGUCUUCCUUUGAGUAUGACUGCAGCCUCUGCACACUGACCGCAAAACGGGGAGCGGUCGACCUCCCAGAGCUACCUCAUCUCCUACCGUGUGCCGAACCACUGUGGGACGCCCCAUCGCCCCAGGCUUGGGCGGCGCUCUACACGCGUCUGACGCCGACAGCUCGGGGAGCAUCCACGGCCAAAAUGCUGCGCAACCUGCUUGCUGGCAAGGGUGUGCCGGAAGAUCUGCCGGCAUGGAGCAAAAGGCUGUGUGCUCAGAGCAUUGGCCGACUCCUUUGGGACAUCAAACAGCUCGACAUUAUGGCCACCUCCGAGUAUCUACGGCUGCCAUCUCUAGCUGCAGCCCAGCGACAAACAAAGAGUACUCUACUCCAAGGCCUCAACACGCUUACCGAGUCGAUGUACGCUCUGUCUUCUACUGCAGAGUUGAUCCACUACAACCUGACUUCCCUUAUAUGUCACUAUUCCCAUCUUUACAGCGCCGACGAAGCCAUGGACUUGGUAGUGCACAUCUUUCGCACAUCGGCUUCGCACUCGAAGCAGCGUGAUCCAAGUCUGUCCUCCGCUAAGAAGCGCCUUGCUGCAAUCCUGGCGAAGAAUCCUCACAAGGCCCGUAAUUUGGCAUGGCAUGCGGCACAGAUUAUCGCUGUGGCUAGCGAGUACCUGGUCUCCGCGCCUUGCGAAAUCAUGCGGGUUUUCAUGGGCUAUAUUUUUAUCCUCGCCUUUGCAAAGUUUGGACCCCAGUCGUCUCCGGAAACGAACUACGCCUCCUGUCCUGUGCGUCUCGACCUGUCGAAUCGGAUGGACGGACAAAGAACGGCCAUCGCGACCUGGAUCGAGAACGGCGGACCCUGGGGCAUUGGCUCGGUUGAGAGCAUCUACAGCCCCGGUAGCCUCCAUGCAAUCAGCGAGGAAGCACGAGCAAUGCUCCGCAAGAUGCGCUUUUGGGGUCUUGCGAAAAAGUUUAGUCGAAUUCUCGAGAGUUUCGAUUUCGAAGCCGAUUGA
Molecule: messenger RNA, 2184 nt
Organism: Cladophialophora carrionii CBS 160.54
Lineage: Eukaryota; Fungi; Ascomycota; Eurotiomycetes; Chaetothyriales; Herpotrichiellaceae
Exons: 5
Coding region: 1-2184 (727 amino acids)
Biological process (GO): regulation of transcription by RNA polymerase II; DNA-templated transcription
Cellular component (GO): chromatin
Molecular function (GO): zinc ion binding; RNA polymerase II cis-regulatory region sequence-specific DNA binding; DNA-binding transcription factor activity, RNA polymerase II-specific
Source: RefSeq, a predicted model, not a curated record